This is a messenger RNA of Adineta steineri, 2289 nucleotides long. NCBI's taxonomy places the organism in Eukaryota, Metazoa, Rotifera, Eurotatoria, Adinetida, Adinetidae. The record is from the annotation of a GenBank genome assembly.
AUGAAACGUUGGCAAAGUACAAUGCAAAAAUUUCGAGAAAAAGUUUUAAGAAAACCAACAUCAAAUGGUCGUUCGAAGUCAGAUUAUCCAGGAAUAUCACAUCAUGCUUCAUUAAAUCAAUCCGUACAACAGCAUCAUUCAUCAUGGGAUCAGUCAACACAACAACCAUACCAUUCAACAUAUGAUCAGCCAGCACUACAACAAUACCAUUCAACAUUCGAUCAGCCAACACAAGAUCGUUCAUCUUAUCCAAAUCAAUCCACAACAAACAAGCCUUGGCUCGAUCUUCGAUAUCAUGAUGCUAAUAAAACAUCGAUAAAAAAACCGGCAGAAUUAGAAAAUGAAUUGCAACAACCAAUAGGUCCAAUUGAUCCUGAACUUUUAAAUAAAAUUCAAGGAUCAAUAGUAGGAAUGGCAUUAGGCGAUGCUCUUGGUGCACAUGUUGAAUUUCGUCCUCGUGAAUAUUUAAUAGAUAAUCCUGUUACUAAUCUUGAAGGAGGUGGAACAUGGGGUCUUGUAAAAGGACAGUUUACCGAUGAUACUUCAAUGGCAAUCUGUUUAGCUAAUUCAUUGAUAUCGCACAGCAAAUUCAAUCCUUAUGAUCAGCUAGUUCGUUAUAAAUGGUGGUUUAGAUUAGGAUAUAUGUCAUCGACUGGAGAAUGUUUCGAUAUUGGCGCAGCAACUAAACAAUCGAUAUUGGAAUUUGAAAAACGUCAAAACAUGUUUGCGAAACAUAACAAUCUAAUUCAAAACGAUAUGGAUGCACUUUCAGAUCCAGAAUUACUUAGUCAGUUUGAUGUAAAUUGUAGUCAAGCUGGAGUUGCUGGUAAUGGAGCUCUUAUGCGUCUUGCACCAGUACCUUUAUUUUUCCAUCGAUAUCCCUCAGCUGCUGUUGAAUAUUCAGGUAUUAGUGGACAGAUUACUCAUGGUGAUAUUAAAGCUUAUGAUGCCUGUCGUUAUUAUGGUGCACUAAUCGUUGCUAUUCUUCAUGGAUAUGGGAAAGAUCAAAUACUUGAUAAACGAUUUUAUCAUGAUCAUAAAGCAUGGUUUGGUGAUAAGGAACUUUGUGAUGAAAUUAGAACAAUUGCUGAAGGAUCUUUUAAGAGAAAGGGUGGAUAUGAUGAAGGAAUUCGUGGUAAAGGAUAUAUUGUUGAUGCUCUCGAAGCAGCAUUAUGGGCAUUUUGGUCUGAUAAUAACUCAUUUGAAAAAGGUGCACUUGCUGCUGUGAAUCUUGGUGAUGAUACCGAUACAACGGCUGCUAUAUAUGGUCAAUUAGCUGGUGCUCAUUAUGGUUAUAAAAAUCUACCAAAACAUUGGCGUAAACAUGUAUAUGCUGAGAAAUUUCUGUUAAAUUUGAGUAAAUGGAUCGCUUAUGAUGGAGAGUCAUGGAAACCAUCAGAAUAUCUACAUCGAAUUAAUUCAUCACAAAAUAAAGUUUCUGUUCCUGCAUUUAUACCAACUGAACCUCAAAAGGUGGCACCAAAUAGUGGACGCCAACGUCGGAGAAAAUAUCAUGAUGCUCCUCAACCAGAUCCUACAUCACAAUUUAUCUUGCCAUCGUCUCAGACCAUGAAUCAAGAAUAUAUGUAUCCAAAUGAUAUGAAUUCACCUAUGAAUAAUCAAUUUCAGCCGGAUUCAGGCAUUAAUGCAGUACCUCUGACGACAUCAAGCACGAUCAAAUAUAUUACAACAAUGAACCAAGAACCGAUUCAUUCACCUCAAUCACGUAGCAAAAGAUCAUCGGAAAAUGAUAAACAGCAAAUAACAUCACGCAAAACUUCUUCAAUGUCUUCCACAAAUAAUAGAUCAGAUACAGAUAGUGUAAAUCAAAGAUCAUCAAAUACAUAUAAAAAUGGCUUGACUGUACCGUCUCAAAAUGCUACUAGAACCGAUGUUCAAACAUCACAACCAAUGUCGACUUCAUAUAAACCUAUUUCACAACAUAAAUUAAUAAAUGAUCGGUCAAAUGAGAAUAAUCUUGGAGUCGAUAAAUUACAAAAGCGCGAUUCCUCGAAAAGUAGACCGCACUCAACUUACUUAGAGAAUCAUGCAAUCCAAAUAAAUGAUCGAUCUUCGAUGCCAAUCAACGAAUCGUCUCGUAAAAGAAAUACUAGUAGAACCUCACAGAAUCAAUUUGCUUAUGAUUCUCAAGGUACUAAUGAUACAUUCAUUAACAAGAACUACUCAACAACUGAUAGGUCAACGAGAGAACAAGGACAAGGCAAGCUAGUUGACUCAAUAACGAUAUCAGGACGACCAUCAGCGAAUCGCAAUAGUAAUUAUUACUAA